AUGUUUUAUGUUGGAGGAUUUAUUGAACUAACUUGUGAAGCAUGCAAGGGAUUUACAUUCUGUGCACUCUGGUUGCUGCUUUAUCCUGGAGCAAGCUGUGUUCUGUCCUGUUCAGAGAUGGAUAACUAUGUAACACCUUGGCUUAUACCAUGCUUAUUCUGUGCAUCUUUUUCCAUAAGGCUAGAAGAUCCUGGCCUAUACUUCCAAUCAGAAUAUAUUUCUGCAUUACCCGACCAAAUAUCUGUUGUGCCUAACGACUGGGAACCAUGGCGUGUGUCUUGA
This is a messenger RNA of Lathyrus sativus (Indian pea), 282 nucleotides long. Lineage: Eukaryota; Viridiplantae; Streptophyta; Magnoliopsida; Fabales; Fabaceae. The record is from the annotation of a GenBank genome assembly.